AUGGUGAAAAAGAAAAAUGGGAAAUGGGGGAUGUACGUGGAUUUCACGGACUUGAACAAAGCAUGUUCGAAGAAUUCAUUCCCAUUACCCCACAUCGACCAACUUAUCUACGCAACGGCCGGUCAUGAGCUAUUGAGUUUCUUGGACGCGUACCCAGGCUAUAACAAAAUUCAUAUGGAGGAAGAAGACCAGGAGAAGACCAAGCUCAUCACCCACCAAGGAACAUAUUAUUAUAGGGUCACGCCAUUUGGACUGAAGAACACAGGGGCUACAUAUCAAAGAUUGGCCACAAAGAUGUUCAAAGACCAGCUCAGCAAGACCAUGGAAGUAUAUAUAGAUGACAUGAUAGUCAAGUUCAUAAAGGUAGAGGAUCACAUCGAUCAUUUGAAGGAAGCUUUCGACAUACUAAGACGGUACAGGAGAAAUGCACGUCUAGCAUAG
Molecule: messenger RNA, 441 nt
Organism: Nicotiana attenuata
Lineage: Eukaryota; Viridiplantae; Streptophyta; Magnoliopsida; Solanales; Solanaceae
Product: RNA-directed DNA polymerase homolog
Exons: 1
Coding region: 1-441 (146 amino acids)
Source: RefSeq, a predicted model, not a curated record